Temnothorax curvispinosus is the source of this 2779-nucleotide messenger RNA. RefSeq names its product procollagen-lysine,2-oxoglutarate 5-dioxygenase 3 (gene Plod). Gene Ontology annotation, molecular function: iron ion binding; procollagen-lysine 5-dioxygenase activity; L-ascorbic acid binding. The transcript has 9 exons. Gene Ontology annotation, cellular component: endoplasmic reticulum. Gene Ontology annotation, biological process: peptidyl-lysine hydroxylation. Lineage: Eukaryota; Metazoa; Arthropoda; Insecta; Hymenoptera; Formicidae. Bases 116 to 2332 code for a protein of 738 amino acids. The record is from RefSeq and is a predicted model, not a curated record.
CGCGUCAAGCGACGCCAAGCGACGGACGUGGAUGUAUGUCACCGAGGAGCGGUGCGGAUCACCCCCAGGGUUCUUGCAGCUAGUGCGCUCGUGAGAGAGAGAGAGAAGGAGUGAGAUGUUCGGUGGCAAGGGGACGACAAUCGGAUGCUGGCUCGUGUGGUGUUGCAUCUUCCUGACAUACCACGUGGUCAGCGAGGCACCAGCAGCCGGCGUUAACGAUGUCCUGGUAUUUACCGUCGCCUCCAACGAGACGGAUGGCUUCCGAAGGUACCUGAGGUCGGCCGAGGUCUACGGAUUUAGCGAUAAAUUGAACAUCCUUGGCCUGGGAGAGACCUGGAAAGGCGGUAACGUUGUGAAAUAUUCCGGCGGUGGAUACAAAAUUAAUUUGUUCAAGAAAGCUCUAAAAGAUUAUCAGAAUGACGAGAAAAAGAUUGUCUUGUUCACCGAUAGUUACGACGUUAUAUUUCUCGGCGGUUUGCCCGCCAUCGUCGAGCGAUUCCUGGACACCGGCGCUCGAGUUUUAUUCUCCGCGGAGGGGUAUUGCUGGCCGGAUAAAUCCCUGGCGGCUGACUAUCCGCCCGUAUCGAGGGGCAAACGAUACCUGAACUCCGGUGGCUUCAUCGGUUAUGCGUCCGACUUGUACAAGAUCCUGGACACCGCGCCGAUCAAAGACGAGGACGAUGAUCAGUUGUUCUACACGACCGUGUAUCUACAGGAUGAACUUAGGUUACGGCACAAGAUUAAGCUGGAUCACAAAUCCGAAAUAUUUCAGAAUCUCCACGGUGCGGUAGCCGAUGUGGAGCUCAGGUUCAAGGGGGAGGAGGCUUAUCUUCAGAACAUCGUCUACAACACGGUGCCUCUGGUGCUUCACGGCAACGGGUUCAGCAAGCUGGUCUUAAAUUCCUUGGGCAAUUAUCUGGCCCACGCCUGGACGGCGAACGAGGGAUGUUUGGAGUGCUGGAACCGGACCAUCGAGCUCGACAAGACCAAACCGGCAACGCAUCCGGUUAUUUUAAUAGCCGUCUUCAUCGAGCGUCCCACGCCGUUCCUGGAAGAAUUCUUCCGAGCUAUCUAUCGUCAAUCCUAUCCGAAGUCAAGGCUACAUCUGUUCGUUUACAACAACGUGCCCUAUCACGAGGAUGUGGUGGACGAUUUCUUUGAAAAAAUUGGCCAGGAAUACCUGAGCGCGAAGCGGAUAUUGCCGAGCGACGGCGUCAGCGAGGUUGACGCGAGAAAGUUGGCAAUGGACCAUUGCUUGUUGAAGGAGUGUUCUGGAUACAUGUCGGUCGACGCAGUCGCGCAUCUGGACAACGAGCACACGUUGAAGUUACUGGUGGAGCAGCAGAGAGGUAUCGUCGCGCCCUUGCUCAUACGACCGUACAAAGCGUGGAGCAACUUCUGGGGCGCCAUAACGGACGACGGAUUUUACGCACGGAGCUUCGACUACAUGGAGAUAAUAAAAAACGAACGCAGGGGACUGUGGAACGUGCCGUUCGUCAGUAACUGCUACUUGAUCAACGCGACGAUCAUAGCGAACAAGGCGACCCGGCCGUCCUACGAGGAUGGCGACCUGGACACGGAGAUGGCGUUCGCCCAAGGAAACCGACAGCGAGGACUGUUCAUGUACGUCAGCAAUCGGCUCGAGUUCGGCCACCUCGUCGAUCCGGAUACCUACGACAUUCGGCUCACCUAUCCGGACAUGUACCAGAUCAUGGACAACAAGCUGGACUGGGAGAAAAGGUACAUUCAUCCGAAUUACAGCGAGAACUUCAACCCCGACAACAAGCCGAUACAGCCGUGCCCGGAUGUCUAUUGGUUUCCCAUUGUUAAUGUCAGGUUCACCAAGGAGCUCGUAGGGAUCGUUGAGACUUUCGGACAAUGGUCGGACGGAACUAAUCACGAUCCGCGAUUGUCGGGUGGCUACGAAAACGUGCCAACCCGCGACAUUCACAUGAACCAAGUUCAGUACGAAGAACAGUGGUUGUACUUCUUGAAAGAAUACGUUAGGCCGUUGCAGGAGCUCGUCUUCACCGGCUAUUAUCACGAUCCACCACGGUCCCUUAUGAAUUUCGUCGUGAGGUAUCGCCCGGAUGAGCAGCCAUCCUUGAGGCCGCAUCACGACUCUUCGACCUACACCAUCAAUAUCGCCCUGAAUCAAGCGGGAGUGGAUUACGAGGGCGGCGGAUGCAGGUUCAUCCGGUACAACUGCUCGGUCACCGACACGAAGCCAGGCUGGAUGCUGUUGCAUCCAGGACGACUGACGCACUAUCACGAGGGGUUGCGAGUAAUCGCGGGCACACGUUACAUCAUGAUCUCUUUCGUGGAUCCGUGAUAAAAUUUCACCGUGAAUCUAUAAAUUAUCGAACUUAUCGCCGUAUUGAAAAUGUACUGCCACCGUAUCGAGAACAAAUAUCAAAAGAAGAGAAAGAUAACGCACGGUAUCAAAGAGAAAUGUAACUCUACGUGGACGUGUUCAUUGUUAUUGUCGACUAGAAAUCGUCAAUUGCCACUGAUGGACUGAAUAGUGAAUUUAACAAGAAAUGUGAAAGCUGCUUAACCGAUGUAUUAUUUUUGUACUCCGACGUAAAUGCACGCCUAAUCGUGCUUUUCACAGUUAGCGAUAUUGCCAAUUUAUACAGAGAUGAUAAAAUUGGAACAUAUAUAAUAUAUAUAUAUAUAUAUAUAUAUUGUGCAAUAUUCGUUGACACCUCAAUUCGCAAGCUCUCUCAAAGUAUACAUAAACAGAUCAAUAAUAAAAUUUAUAAUAAUAAAUAUUAAA